Messenger RNA from Jaminaea rosea, 10630 nucleotides. RefSeq lists its product as hypothetical. The transcript has a single exon. The record is from RefSeq and is a predicted model, not a curated record. Bases 330 to 10562 code for a protein of 3410 amino acids. NCBI's taxonomy places the organism in Eukaryota, Fungi, Basidiomycota, Exobasidiomycetes, Microstromatales.
AAGUCGGGCCUUGCCCACGAUCAGGUGGCGCAGCGGGCCGGCCAUGGAGAAACGCAGGGCAGGGAGGGACGCAGGCGUCACGACGCAGACACAGGCAGUCCAGGGUCCUGGUCUGACUGAGCGGAGAAAAGAGGGAAAGUAAAGGGCGCGUGCGUGCCGCUCAGCAGCUCGCACGUCCGGACAAUCGUGGAUUCGUUGAGUUGGUUGGUUGAGAAGCCCGGCUGUACAUUUCCUUUCUUCGUUCCUUUCCCCGCUUUCAAAUCCAUGCUUCAUUGUCUGGCUCAGGCGACUCUUCUUCACCCUACCUCGCGCAACGGCUCGCGCUAGCCAUGUCGUUGUCAUCAUCGACAACGCAGUCGCAGCCGUUGGCGCCAUCGCCAUCGUCAUCGCCGUCGCAGCAUGGCCUUGUCCGCGAUGGCGCUGCUCAGCGAAAUACUGUCACCACCUACUUGAUCACUGCCCUCGUCAUCCUGUUCACUGUCCUCUUCUUCUUCCGGUCCAUCCUCCCUCGUAUCAUUCGAGCGGCCUCUCGUCACUUUAGCGUCCGUCGCAUUGGACCCAGAGGGAUUCGCGAUCUGCAAUGGUCUUCGCCCACGUCAUCUACCGUUGUGCGAGUCAAGCGCAUAUACGCUACUUUCGGCAAAAGCAAGGAGAGGGCUCAACGGAGCUGGCUCACCAUCAACGUGCAAGGCGUGGACGUGCGCGUACCCCAUAAUCCGGAUGCAGAAGCCGCUGAGGAGCAGAAGAAAGCCAAGGCUCGAGCUCAGCGCGACAAGGAAGAAGAGGAGGAGCGGCAGGAGAGGGAGCAAGAGGAGCAGCGUCUCGAAGCUCUCGUGCAGGGAAGUAGCGCGGGUCUCUCGAGGGGUACGACGCCUCGCUCCGUCAGCGCAACCACUCCAGCAGACAUCGAGCAAGAUGGCAAGGCCAGCAAUGCUGCCCAGGCUGCGACCCGCUUCCUCCUCGACUCGGCCUACCCCAGGACUCGCGACGCAAUCGUCCAAGCUGCUCGAGGCGUCCUCUUCGUGCUAGCAUCGGCUCUGCCGGCGCUUGUCUCCAUCAUUGAGAUCCAAGUGCACGCCGUCGAGGUCCAUCUUGAGGAGGCCGAUGCCGUAUUGAGCAUACAGCGUGCUGGCAUCGAAUUCUCCAUGGAGCUCGUCUCUAUGCGUGUUACAGACAACGAGGGGAUCAAGGAGACGGAGUGCGUCCCGACUAGCGAGGGCCUCUAUCGACGCUGCAGAGAAAUGGUGUCUGCCGUUUCAAAUCGUAUCAGCUCCUCUGCUCGCGAUACGGCCUCCCUCAUGACAGCAGGCUUGCCCGCCGGGCGUGCGAGCGCUCGUCUACGCUUGAGCGAUUUGCGUCUUCGCGAGGCUAAGAAUUCGUCAUCAGAAAACGUUCUUGACCUGCCUAGCGAGUCGCAGCUUCAUGUUGGCCUCUUGCUGGGACCCAGUCUACGGCUGAGGGGCAAGGAGGCCGUCGAGGUCCACCUCAAGACGUCGGACAUCAAGGUUGGGGUUGAUGCCCUCUACCGAGUCGUCCGCGUAAUCGAGGAGCGCAAGGCCAUGCGAAUGGGUCCCAUGCCAACUGCAGAUGGUCUCGAAGACGGCGACCGCUCUGGCCUCUCCAAGCACUUUGUCAGCCAGCGCAAGCAACCCGCAGCAAAGGCUCUCAUGGCUCUUCGCGCAGCAUCCCUCACGAUCCCGAGAAUCCGGAUCGCAGCAUCACCAAAUCCAAUCGAUUGUGACUAUGCCCGCAGUAUCGAUGAGGAGCAAAGGCAGCGUCUACCUCGCCACAUCGAAGUGGAGGCUAUCGUCGAGGGCAUUGGCCUGUCGGUAUCUACCAGCAGCCCUCGCGACGCUGCUCAUCGUCGAUGGCUCGGGUCAUGCGGCAUCCUCAAUCACAAGUCGUUACGUGGCGAGACCCAAUUGACUCGGAAGGCCAAGCUGACAGAAUAUCGCCGUGCUUUCAAGCUCGACUUUGCGAUCAAGAGCGUACAAGCGUCUUGCCGGCUCAAUGACGACCAGCAUCGCUCUGAGCUGCUUCAUCUCGGCCAACUCAAAGUGCAAUCGCGCUCGACGUGGACGCCCUUUGGCGUUCUCCCCUCAGCGAUGUGUGACGGCGAAGGCCCGCCACGCUACUUCGCAGGCGAUCCCAACGAGGAAAGCGUUGUGGCUGAAGUCUCUCUGGCCCAAGUGAGAGGCGAUGUCAAGCUAAAUGCCCUCACUGGUCUGGUUGCCUUUGCAGAGAUGCGCCAAGAAGAGCGGCGAGAGAUCAGGAAGAAGCUCAGCCUCGACAAGCCGCCAAAGAAGAACAAGGUACAGCUCCUCGACCACGUACCCAAGCUCUCCUGCAGCUUCGAAGUCAAGGAUGUGUGCUACCGCGUCGAUGCCGGCCACGAUGUAGCCAUUCGUCCGACCAAGAUGCAGCCCCGCCAUUCCAGCCUCAUCUUCAAGCUGCCAAGCCUCGCCUACGUCGCUCACGGCAACUAUAAAGAAUCUUUUGUCAAGCGGUCAGAACUCGAGCGUCGAGCGGCUUGGAAGGCUCUGGCAAAUGACGAGCUUGAAUGGUCUAUCAUGUCCGACUACAAGAGCCAGGGCCCUGGCAUGACCUCGCCCAAGCUUCCUUCGGCUGGCUUCGCGUCAUUCGUCGGACGAGUGAAAGACCAGUUCAGCCCAGGACGUGCGCGCAAUGCGGACGAUUCAGCGUCAUCAGCAUCGUCUCCGCCGAUGACUCGUCCCUCAAGCCCGGCAUCUCGACGAGAAGAACCGCAAUCGGGCAUGUCGAUCGAGGAGGCGGUGAGGCAGAUGAAGGAGCUGCAGAAGCGCGAAGACGAGCAGCAAAAGAAUGAGCGGGAUGACGAUGGGAUCCAGGAGGUCGAGGUGCCCGCAACGACUGCUUCUGGCCAGAAGACAACGCGCCUCAUCAGAGUACCACCUCAUCUCACCCGAAAAGCUUCGACGGCAUCAAAGGACGACAGCACAGCUACGUACGCCUUUGAGUCGCACUUCAGCUGCCCGUCUGUAGAGAGCUUCUUUGUCUUGGCUCGCAGCGAAGGAGGGGAUGAGGGCGAAGGUGGAGGCGCCGGUGAGAGCGAGCGCGACGACGAGGGCAAGGAGCCAUCUGCAUCCGGGCUCACGCGCCUUCAACUUCUGACGGUGACCAAUAGUGAGCUCGGCCUUAGCGGCACGCUUCCUGGCAAGGAGGACCUGGCUAGCAACCGCGUCUCGCUGCAGCUUCGCAAGCAUCAGACGCAGAUCAAGGCCAUCGUCGAAGAGAUUGACGUCGAGGUUUGGCAUCCCAAAGCCUUUGCGUUUGCCCAGACGGUCAUCGAUGGGCUUCAGGCUGCUCGCCGGCCGUUUAAGGACGAGAGCGACGAGUCGUCAGAGGAGAAGAGCGAAGAGGCAGAGGAGGAGAAGGAGGCAGAAGAGAGCAAGGCGGUCAUCGACCGCAUUCCAACUGGCGCCGACAUCUGGAUCUCCAUCGGCGGCAUCCUCGCCCACAUCGGCGGCAGCGACGUCAAGUGCGACCCUCACCUGACUCGAGGCGUCGGCUUCGAGGCAAGACGCAUCGUCGCCGAGCUUGCAUGCCAGUCUCGAGACGCUGCAUUCUCUAACACUCGACCAGAUUGGGGACACCGCAGCGCGCUACUACUGCCAGAGGACGUCAAGACCUCUGCCUCUUCCUUGGCAAGUCGUCAUGGCAAAUCGGCUGUGGGUAAGCUCAGCCUGUAUGAGAUUGGUGUCUUCCCCCUGCUCGACGUUGAACAAGCUGUCCAGCUCGUCGGACCGGACGGUCAUGCUCUGGCCCACGAACCAACAUCUAAGCAGACCGACGAUGCCGAUGCGCCGUCCGUCUUCGCGGACGCUAUCUGGGACUUCCAAGAGCGACAGCCUGCAUUCCGUGCCUCAGCUCGUCGACGCUACCAUCAAGAGGAUCGUUCACAGAACUUCAUCUUCUGGAUGCCCUAUUCUGGCACCAAGAUCACCGUGCGGCCCCCUGGCGCACAUGCUGAGAAAGUUGGCAAGCGCCUUGACGAGGUCACCAUCAUCGGAGAAGGGACCCGUCUCUUGGCAUUCAAGAUCCAGCUCCUUCACACGUACUGCGUCUUGAUCGCUGUUGCAGCUCUACGCGAUCUCUCACCGCGGCAUCGCUCACCUGUUGUCAAUCCGCCCGAGUCGAAGCCCGUUAACCAGCCUUCGAAAAAGCAGGUGCAUCGCCAUGAGCCGACGGUCUUCGUCGACUUUGGCAUCAGUGACGUCCACCUUUACGUGGAUUUGCCCGAGCAGGUCCGGUUGUUCGUGCACCUGCGACGACUGGACGUACGCAAGACGCAAUUGAAUGGGCUCUCUGUCUCCUUCGAGUCGCUCAUGGGCGCAGUCGAGAGCCCGAGGAUGCUGGCCACGGAGCUGUGGGAAGAGGCAGCCCGACUGAGAGAUUGGACCGUCACUGUUCAGCCUGGUGGUGGACCGGAGGGAAAGCUCAAGGUCACUGUCAACGGAGACGGCGCCACGAUGCGCAUCCCCUUUGGGUACGUUGUUCACAACAUCAUCGAUUCGGCUUCGGUGGCGUUCAAGGCGACGAAGCAGCUCGUGCAUCAAUUUGUCAAAGGUGCAGAGGACUCUGCCAUCACGCCUGUGGGCGAGGAUCCCAAGCACCUGCCCUUCAUUGACCUCAAUAUCCGUAUAAUGACCAUCGAGGCUCAAGACGAUCCCAUCGAGACGCGUCUCAAUAUUAUCUGGAGAGCUGGUGGCGACGAAAAUCGAGCCAGGCUGGAUAGAGAAGAGGCGUUUGAGGCCAAGGUCAACAGCCUCACUGGGGUCGGAAGCGGUGCAAAUGGCGCUUCGCAGAGCACCAUCUCUCUUGACAGCUCUCGAUCCUCCUCGAUUUGGGAGAACAGCGAGUCUGAGGACGAGGGUGACGGCGAGCCUCGCUCUGAAGCGUCCUCUAAUCGCGGCGGCGCCUCCUCUCGCCAAGAGUCUUCACGCGUCUCAUCGCAGUUGAUCAGUGAGGCGAGGGAGCGUUUGGACGUCUACAACUCCACCAGCUGGAUCCGCCGACACGCCAAUGCAAAGGCAGAGCAGGGUCGUAGAGAGGACGCUGUGCUCAAGAAGAUCUUUGGGCGCUAUCCUUCCCUUCGCCAAGCCGUUGAGUUGCCGAUCAAGAUGGCCCAGCCAACUCGCGCUGCGCCCCUUUUCCGCUCCAGCAUGAUGCAGAUCGCCAUCAGCGUAGGACCGACCUCCUUCUCCGAAGACAAGCUGCGCGACUGGCUUCACGAGCAGGGCAACGGGACGCCGAAAGAUCUUCCUUACUCACUCCUCGUUCCCUUCCACAUGCGAUGGCGCAUGUCAGAAUGGAGGUUCGAGCUGCGCGACUAUCCGAUCCCGCUACUCCAUAUCCCGCCCACUCGGUCGGAUCAACCCUCGACGAUGCCUGCCUUUGAGCUUAGCGGGGACAUGUGCAUCGCUGAGCACCUGUCAGAAGGCUCUCAGUCGAUCCGUCACGUCCCCGCAGUGGUUGUACCUGCUGCAACGGGCCGAGCUGAUGCGAAGGAAUACGGCAUCAACGUGCCCAAGGUCGCCAUGCCUGUCAAAUUCUACGGCUCUCCAGUCAUCGACGUCAACUCGUCGUACCCAACGCGCUUCGCUUGGGGUCAGUCACUGCAGCCCGCGAUUCAGGACAUGGUCCGAGUCUUCGACGGCAUUUCAAGUCCCCCGCACGAUCCAUCGCCGAAGCCAGGCUUCUGGGACAAGCUGCCACUUGUCCUGCAAAGCAAGCUCCUACUGCGCUGGAGCCAAGAUGGCGAGAUCCACUUCUACCUCAAGGGCAGCCGCGACCCAUACUCGAUCGUGGGCAAUGGAGCAGGCUGGGUCAUGUGCUGGCGGAAAAACGUGCAGGUGCGACUGGGAUUCGAUAAUGAAGACAAGGAGUUCAUGCAAUUCCUGUCGAAUGAGUUUAUUCUCGCCAUACCUGACCUGCGCGACUACCAAGACAGCGCGGCUACGGGCUUGACGUCUGGCGAGGGUAGCGAGGAGGAGCCUGAAAAGAAGGAGCCGAAGCGCAAGCCAAAGGCCAGCGUCUCAUCCAGCUCAACCGACGAUGACGCCAACAAGGCACGAUCCACACUCGAUUUCGGACAUCAGCGUUACAAGAAGGAGCCUCACUUCUCCAAGAUCUGCCUGCGCCUCACUCACGGGGUACGUUGGGGAGCUUCACUGCGACAUGAGCACACCUGUCGAAACGGCAAUUGCCCCCGCGAUCCUCCUUGCCGCGGCGAUCUCUUCCACCGAGAAUGUCGCUUCUUCGAUCGCCGUCCGCACUGGAGUGUCAUUCAGCGCUCCAAAGAAUACAUGGACACCCUGCCUGAGGAGGAGCGCACCGACUCCUUCUACGGAUGGAGAUCUGACUUCACGCACCUCGGCAUCUCCAUCUACUCGCCGGAGCAUGGCUUUGAGGCGUACGGCGAGAAAUGGGGUCAGCAGCGCGGCGUCAACAACCUCUAUUUCUCGCCGUUGGCUUGGCAGCACUUCUGGGCGUGGCUACGCCUGUUCGAUAGUGCGAUGGGGUUACCAAUCCGCCACGGACGUCUGUUCCCUGGCACGGGCCCUCAAUCCCCCAAGUUCGGCCGUCAACUGGGCACCAUCAAGUACCGCUUCGACAUUGCCCCUCUCUUCAUCACCCACCUGUACCCUCAGUUCUCGCGCGCGGACUGGGCGCGCGGGGCAAAGACGAUGCUUGGCAUCAAAGCUCGCCUGGCUGUCUUCCACGUUGACAUGCAUCAGCGUCAACAAGAGAUGGUCAAGGAGAGACCCGAGACGAACGAGAAGAAGACGGGCUACCACAAGCCCUUCUAUGAGGCCGAGGCAGACUUUGGCGAGAUUGACCUUCGUGCCCUUCUCGGUCGCUUCACCGAUGUGUCGAAGAAGCUGGUCCCGCACGACGAGAUCGACGCCGAAGAUGAAUUCGCCGAGUUGUUCGAGGAUGACGCGCAAGAUCGCAAGCCAGUAGGCGUUGAGAGUGAGUGGCUCGACAUGCACGAUUUCAUCGAGGUCGACGCACUACCACCCGGCGAGGACAAUCCCAAGAUUCGCCUCAUUCCGACCUUGACUUGCCCGCGCUUCAACUUCUAUCGACGGUACGACUCGCGGCGAGAGUCGAAAGCGAAAGCCGAAGCGAAGGGCUCCUCGACUCUCGACGAGAAAGACGCCGACAAUCUUGAGCGCACCAAAUUCGGUAACGAGUGCCCUCAAACGCACACCUGUCUUAUUGGUAAGGCGCCCUGGCCGUCGCAAGUACAGAAGCAUUUGGCAACGGGGCGUAUUGAACAGCUUCAGAGGGAGCUUGAGGAAAGCAAGGCCAAAUCGACGCGAGAUGACUUGUUCACCCGUAUCAAGCUCAUCGGAGACUACAUGGAGAUGCUGAACAAGCUCGAGAAGCAGGAAGAAGCCAUCAAGGGUGGACCACCCGGGGCGAAUGCAGAUGGACAGCAAGGCGAAGGGCCAAGUGCAGACUCUUGCGGCGAUGGCUCCAUGGACAUACCUGAGCUCUACCAUGACUGGGAGACGUUUGACGAUCGUUUCUUCAUUCACAACCCUACGCUCUUUUUCACGAACGAGACGCGCUUCAUUCUCUUGCGCUACUACGUCAGCUCCAAGAGGCGCAAGGGAUUCAUCCACAACAUGACUGCGAGAGCGAUCUGGAAUAUCCGCCAACUCUCCGAGGCUCUAGAGAAGCAACCUGACCAUCGACCGGGGCCACAGCGGCAAAACACGACGGCCAGCAAAGCCGGCUCUGAGCUUUUGACGGGACUCUUGAACGAUACGAUGCAGUACGUCGUCUCGGACAUCGAUGAGCGCAAGGGAAAGGACGCCAAGCAGAACGCUCUACUCGACACGCGAGUAGAUCCUCAAGAGGGCAUCUCCGACGCUUUCAAGGUACGCCGUGCUAAUGUCUGUGUCUUGCUGAAGCCGCAGAUUGUCAUGAAGAGCCGCGUCGACAACCGCUCGUCCAUCAUCGUGACGGCCAUUCGCACCAGGCUGCAGAACUACGCCAUCUUGGAUCCGACCGUCACCGACGAAGACUCGGUCAAUCGCAGGGUCUUAUCUCGCAACUACUUCUCCCUCGAUGGGCUACAAGCGUUCUAUCCAAGCGACGAGCAGUCUCUCGCUCAAUCGCGCACUCAGCUCGUCUACGUGCCUCUCGAGACGCUCGUUGACCUCAAGCUCCAGACCAAGGACUUUGACCGCAUCGUCAGCCGUACGGAUGCCAGCUUGCGCUACGACAAGUUCAACCGCUUGAGACUCAACGACUCGACGAGGCCUCUCGCCGCCGACCUAGACUCUGCCGACCCGGCCGUUGAUCACCUGCGCCAUCACAUGGACUUGCUGCGAGUGCGCUGCCCACGCUUCGCCGUAUCUGCCAACUCGACGCACUUUGGGGCCAUGUACAACAUUGUCACCGAUCUCGUCCUCUAUCGAGCACCGUCAUGGAGAGAGCACGCCAAGCAGCUCGAAGCUAUGCAACUCAGCUACGACUUCAAAGACACCGGCCUGCUGGCUGACGUCGUCGCAAGCCUGCAGAUGCGCAUUCGUCAAGCUCUCGAGCUCGAUGCGCAAUACCAAUUGCGGUUUGACGAGCUCAACGAGAGAGGCAGGCACGAUCUCUUCGACCUCAAGGGGCACUUGUCGGAGCUCGUCGAGGAGCUGCUCCUCAUCACCGAGGCCAUCACCGCGUCAGAGGAUGCCAAGGCUGACGACGAAAAGGACAAGAAGUCUGCAUUGAGGAUGGAGGCGCAUGCGAACGACCUGUCGUGGAACAUGAUGGGCGAAGAAGAUGGCGAGCUACUGGCGAAGCUGUCAAUCAAGGGGCCGAGCUUCACUUGGCUCAACAAAGCAGAUAACUCGGCAGCCAACUCGCUCUCCAUCGUCGACCUUCACGCCGUCAACGUCCACCCGGACGCCUACUUUCCUGAGAUCAUCACCAAAUGGGACAAGGCGCCCGAGCAUCGCAUGGCCAAGCAGAAGCGCUUCGUCAAUGCAAUCUGGUCAGAGCUCGCGCCCGUCGGCGGCAUUUCGAUCGUCGACCAAUUUGAGCUUGAUCUGCAUCCCGUCAAGGUACAGCUUGAGCUCAAAGUUGGGCGCAUUAUCAUGGACUACGUGUUUGGUAGCAAGCGGCGACGUGAGCGCGAAGAACAGAAGCGCAAAGACGAGCUCGAAGAGGGGAGCAAGCAGCGGACAGUGUCCAAGAGCAAGCGCUCGCCCCUGGCCAUGCUUCGUGGUAGCGAAGGGAAGAGCAGCGAUACCAGCAGCAAUAAUAGCAGCGGGCAUGCUUCGCCGCGCAAGUCGUACGAUGUAUCGAGCCGUGGCGCUGAUGGCCAGGCUACCGAUGACGAAGAGCGACCGUCACGUCGCACAUCCACGUCAUCGGACGGGACGAAGCGAUCCGCUUCCUCUGACACCCGCCUCGAGUCAAAGGCGUCUUCGUCGUCGCUCAAGGACAAAGACAAGGACAAGGAGGGCAAAGAGAGCAAGGAGGAAGGUGACUCUGACGAGGAUAAAGACCACAGCCAGCAUGCCAUUGCCAAGCGCAACGCCGACGAGAUGAGGCAACGCUCGUCGUCAAACCUGACCUUCAUCUAUUUCAAGCUCCAGGAGACCGUCUUCUGCCUAUCGUACAAGAGCGACAAGGACAAGUCGAUCACGGACAUCUAUGAUCUCGUCUUCAGGGCGCCGGAUAUCGAGUACCGCAACCGCACAUGGGCGUACGAGGAGCUCGUGCAGCACAUGAAGAAGGACAUCUUCCGCGCUGCAUGGGGCCAAAGAACGACGAUCCUCAAGACAAUCUUGUCGCACAGACCAAAGCGACCGGAGGCUCUGCGCAACAUUCGUGAGAAGCAGGCGUGGCUGCGCAAGACUUCGUCGAGGGACGUUUCGCCCUCUGUACAGUUCAAUGUCGAGCCGCCGACGCCGCAGCGUAGCCGGGAGGGGACGCCGAACGAUACCUCCCUGGACAAGAAUGCUGCAGCUCCGAGCCAUGCGUACGUUGAGAGAGGACCCAACGGCGGCGGUGAUGGGGGCAGUUCUGGGGACGGUUCGAUUGAGGAAAUCGAACCUCAGAAUGAGGACAACUCACACCACUCCCAGAACAGGCUCAGCCGCUUCUUGCACAAUCAUCGACUGACUGGCGGUGGCAACAAUCGAUCUCAGUCUGGGAGCGACGCCUCAGGCAGCGGAACUCUUUCGCGUGCCUCAUCAGCUCACCACGAUGGAUCUUCGGGCGAAGGAACGACCGCGGUUGCGGAGGAGCGCGAGGAGAAUCAAAGGACGGUGCGCAGAAAGAGGGACGAGGACAACCAAGCUACGGUGCGCAGACGACCUGAUGAUAGUACGGUGCGCAAAAAGGGCAGCUUGGGCUUUUUGAGUAUGCAGCGGGAGCGCAGUCACUCGUCUGGCUCGCAUCGAUCUGUGAGCAGGAUGCGAGGCGGCGAAGAUGAGCAGCAAGAGCCGGGGAAGGAUGCGGACGAGGAGCAAAAGGCAAGGGCGUUGCUGGGCUCCUCGAGACAGUACUGAGAAUGAGUGUUUAUGACUUUGAUGUGUCGCUAAUGCAAAUGAGAUGAUGACAAACGAUUAGAUUUCCG